Hydractinia symbiolongicarpus is the source of this 3939-nucleotide messenger RNA. RefSeq lists its product as uncharacterized. Gene Ontology annotation, biological process: DNA integration. Bases 1 to 3939 code for a protein of 1312 amino acids. The record is from RefSeq and is a predicted model, not a curated record. Gene Ontology annotation, molecular function: nucleic acid binding; zinc ion binding. The transcript has 6 exons. Lineage: Eukaryota; Metazoa; Cnidaria; Hydrozoa; Anthoathecata; Hydractiniidae.
AUGACCUAUUUAAAAAAUCUAGUAGAAGGUCCCGCUGCAAGUUCACAUAUGAAAAAAUUACUGAAACUUGAACAGGCGAAUAACUUAACUAACAUAGAAACAUUGCGUAAUGUAUUUGUCAACGUUGAGACACAAGUGAGAAGUCUGGAAAAUUUAGAUGUCACGUCUGAAAAUUAUGGUCCGCUAUUAAUACCAGUACUUAUGUCGAAACUUCCAGAAGAGCUUAAUUUAAUUAUUACUCGUCAAUUUAACGACAAAGAUUGCUGGGAUAUGAAGUUACCACACGAUAACAACCCGUUUUCAUCAUUGGCAUUACCAGUUCACUAUUCACAUCAAUCGAACCGCGAUCUUCCGCACAAUCAGCAUAAUUAUCGCAAUCAUCAGAAUAAUCAGAAUAAUUAUAGAUGCAUAUUUUGUGACAAAUCGCAUAAAUUACAGCAAUGCCGAAUAAUCACUAAUUUCGACGCAAGGAAAAACGUGUUACGUGACAAGAAGAGAUGUUUUGUUUGUUUAAAAGGUGGACAUUUAGCCAAGUCUUGUUAUUCUAAGAUUAGUUGUUUAAAGUGUUCGGGUAGACACCAUGUUGUUAUUUGUGAUAAGAAAUGGGACGUUGACCAAGGUCGUAGAGAUAAAGAUGAACCGAACAAGAAAAACCAGAAAAUGUUGCUGGUGCCACUUCGUUGGUUACAAGCUCAAAUUCGUUCGACAUUCCGAGUUCCGUUAUGUUGCAAACCGCUAAAGUUAAAGUUGUUAAUACUACUGAUCCUUCAAAAAUUGUUCGAUAACUGUUCCCACUUAAGUUACAUAUCGCCAGAGGUGCAGUUUUCAGUGAUUGGUUUAGAUGGAGAUAAAAUCAAAGUUGAUUGUGACGUGAAAAAUAUUUGUCAUCCUUUAACAGGACAGAAUUUGAAGAAUAAACACUUGAAAGACUUACGUUUAACUGACAGUAACUGCAAUAAUAGAGAUUUGGAUGACUUGUUGGGUGCUGAUAAUUAUUGGAAAUUUUUUUAUGGUAGUAUAGUUCGGGGUGCGGAUGGGCCAGUUGCUUUAAAUUCAAUGGUUGGCUACAUUGUAAGUGGGCGCAUAGGGUCGCGUAAACGUAGUAGAAGUGCAGUCUUGGUAGCAAAUGUAUUGAAGAUUAGGGCUGAAUUUGUCGAAGAUAAGUUGGAUAAUCAGUUGGAAAAGUUUUGGUCCUUCGAAAACGCUGGUAUCGAGAAACAACCAGCUGUUAAAAAUUUUUGUGAAAAUGUUAAAUUCAGCGCGCAGACUAAACGUUAUGAGGUGCGGCUGCUUUACGAUGUGCUCCCUGAUAAUUAUUGUGUUUCUUUAAAGAGACUUGAAUCAUUGAGGCAUAAAUUGAAAAAUAAUCCCUUAUUAUUGCGUAAUUAUAACAGUAUGCUCAAAGAACAGCCUGAACAAGGUAUCAUUGAAAGAGUUACCAACAACGAUUGUGCCAAAAGACAAGUUCACUAUUUACCACACCGACCAGUCCUUCGUUAUGAUAAACCAAGCAUCAAAGUACGCAUGGUAUUCGAUGCAAGUUCAAAAUCAGUGGGACUGGCUUUAUUAAAUGAUUGUUUUGCCACUCUUAUUAAGCAUGCUGAAUCAUUUAAUCAUGUUGAUCCUUUGUUUGUACAGAAGUUAUUGAGUUCACUUCACGUUGAUCAUCUAAUUUCCGGUGGCGCUACUGUUAAUGCAGCACAUGAUUUUUACCAGAAAUGUAAACAACGUCUCGCUGAAGCAAAUUUCAAUCUGCAUAAAUUUCAUUCGAAUUCCGAAGAGUUGGAACAAUUAGUUACCAAACCCCAUGUUGCAUAUACCGGACAUGUUACCAAAGUUCUUGGUGUUUUGUGGGAUAAAAAGAAAGAUUCGCUCUUAUUCACAUUCGACGACAUUUUAUGGUUAGCGAAGGACAUAGCGACAAAACGACAAUUGAUUAAAUUUACCGCUUCCAUUUAUUACCCUCUUGGUCUUAUUAACCCUAUUGUUAUGCGAUUAAAAAAACAUUGUUUCAAAAAAACCUGUGUAGGUAAAAUUGGUUGGGACAUCGAGUUGAGUGGACAGGUUUUGGACGAGUGGCGAGUUACGCACAAUGAUUUUAAAAGUGUUUCACAUUUGAAUAUACCACGAUGUUACGAUGGGGAGAAUAUUGUUGAUGUACAAUUGCAUGGUUUUUCUGAUGCUUCUUUGAAAGGUUACGUGACGUCUAAGUCGAGAAUCGCGCCAAUCGAACCGGUCACGAUACCUCGAUUGGAGCUGUAUGGUGCAGUGAUCUUAGCGAAGCUGGUGAAGUAUGUCCGUGAUGAGUUGAGUUUGGUUUAUGAUAUUACUGUGACACGGUGUUGGAUUGAUUCGUCUAUUAUUCUAUAUUGGAUUAAAAAUGUUAAUAAGAGGUAUGAGGUGGUUGUCGAACGGCGAGUUGGUAUCAUUCGUGAUUUAGUUUUACCGGACAGUUGGUUUCAUGUGGAGUCAAAGGCAAAUCCUGCGGAUAUUUUGUCGAGAGGUUGUUUGGUAUCUGAGUUGGUGAAUAACUUAUGGUUUUCAGGACCUGAUUUCUUGCGCGACACUAACAUCUUAGCUUCGAGUUUUAAUUUCAGUAAUUUCAAGGUUGAUGAUGCGACUUGUUUAAUUGUUGGUAACGACAAAUCAGAGGAGAGCACCGAAGAAGAAGUUGAUUUAAAUUUUAUGAACAUUGCACAAUAUUCCAAUUACACACGUUUAUUGCGAAUUACCGCAUUGGUUUUACGAUUUGUUGGAAACCUCAGAAAAAAGCGUCUUAAGGAAGAAUUGGUUUUACAUACAUUUGUUACAAAGGACGAGCAAUUGCAUGCAGAAAAACUGUGGAUUAAAUAUGCUCAAAAAGAUAUAAUUCAACUUCCGAGUUACAAACAGUUACAAAAAGAUUUACGAUUUCAAAAUAUUGAUGGUAUUAUUCGUUGCAAGGGACGCUUAGAAAACGCUCCUUUAGACUUUGAUACUAAGUUUCCGAUAUUUUUACCGAAAAACAAUCCUUUAACAAAGCUAGUCAUUUUGCAUUAUCAUGUUCAAGUUUUGCAUAAUGAUUUGAAAGAAACACUUAAUGCCAUCAGAUCGAAAUUUUGGAUUCCAAAAGCACGAAAUUACAUAAAGCAGUUAAUCCGACAGUGCCAUUUAUGUCGUUAUUACGAAGGGAAAUCUUAUGCGUAUACUGUUUCACCAGCAUUACCGAAAUCACGACUAUCCAAUCAUCAUCCGUUUAAACAUACUGGUCUCGACUAUGCCGGAUCUUUAUAUGUUCGAAAUGUUUAUCAUGGUGGAAGUAUGUAUAAAGCUUGGGUGUUCUUAUUUACUUGUACCAGUACCAGAGCUUUACACUUGGAUUUAGUUCCCAAUGCUUCGUCUUCAGGUUGUAUUCGUAGUCUUCGCCAAUAUUUCAGUGAACGUUGUAUUCCCUCUGAAAUUAUUUCUGAUAAUGGUAGUCAAUUCAUUGCCGAAGUUACGCAACGAUUUUCGUCAAAUCGAGGAAUUAAAUGGCAUUUUAAUUUAGAAGCCGCUCCUUGGUGGGGAGGGAUGUUCGAAAGACUUGUAAGAUCCGUUAAACGUUGUUUAAAGAAGACUUUACACAAUACCAGAUUAUCGUACGAAGAACUACUGACUGUUCUAGCUGAAAUUCAAGCAGUUAUUAAUAACAGACCGCUGACAUUUUUGUAUGAAAACAUAGGUGAGCAACCAUUAGCACCUAACCAUUUACUCUUUGGGAGAAAAAUUAAUUUGGAAGCCUCGCAUAUUGAUAGCGAUGAAAAUGAAAAAGAUUUGUGUCAACGUUAUGAUCAUUUGCAGCGUAUCAUAAACCACUAUUGGAAUCGAUGGAAAUGCGAAUAUUUGACAGAGUUACGCGAAUAUCACAGAGUUGGAAAAUCACGUGUUGAAACUUCUGUUCGAAUCAAGAUGUUGUUUUAA